AUGACACAGAACAAUCGUGCGGGCAACAAAAACGGCUUAGGUCGUAUUUGCAGUUCUAUGCUUGGCAUUUGUAUUCCAAAGAAAGAACGAAGCGAAAAAAAUACUCCUAUCAGACCUGCUAGAAGCGUGAAAGAACAGAGGCCAAAUUUAACUUUAGAGCCUGCUCGUUCCAAUUUUAGUGAAGCGUUUCCCUCUCAAUUACAGGAUAGCACAACCCCUCAUGGUACUCCUAAAUUCAAAAACCAUUCUUUCUUUAGAAAUAACGUUGAUUCCUCAAACAACCAACAACCUUCAUCCCCUCUAUCUCCUCUAUCUCCUCAACCGGCUACUUUAGACUCAAAGGAUGUUGCUUCCGUUUCUUUGGCACAACCGGACACAGUGCAGCAGGUUACUGAGGAUAGUUCUUCACCUUUACCAUCCCAGUCACUCCAAGCGACUCCAGGUACUAAAGAAAAUAAUUCCUUAAUGCUUAAGGAGGAGUCGCCGCCGCAAUUGUUUUCUACUUCUGCAAAAAAUAACGACGAGACUGAAACCUCCCAACUGUAUACCAAAUCUAUGAACGAUGAUUCAACUCCUGUGUCUAAUGCAGAGUUUGAAUUGCUUCCUAGUAAUUUUACUGAAGAAAAGGUAACCGAAGGAACAGAUUCUAGCAAAUUGAAGGACGACUUUUCUGCUUCGGGAUUGGGGGACACAGAAGCGACACCUACUAAUUACCCUGAACAACACUCAUCUAGUUUUGUACCUUCUGACACUCAGUUCGACAGAAAUACGGCAUCCGAGCCGGCAAACCAAUUGAGAUCAUCAAUUUCAUCGCAUGAAACUGUUGUACCCCAGUCUGUGGAUGCACGGACGGAAAACAAACACAAUGCAGAAAGUCAAGAUAUGACGAAGGAUCAGUCCAAGCCCAAACAUUCUCUUAAUUCCUCUACAGUAAAGGGAAUGAACAAUACCAAAAACACAGAAGGAUUUGAUCCGACUGCUGUUGGCGAUACUGAAAGCAAUUCAAAGGAACAGCCAUCAAAAAAUAAUUGUGGUGCCGAUGUUGAGGAAUUAAACGAGCGGUCUACAUUACCGAACGAAGUGGAACCAGAUGGUGCAUGGAAUGCUCCUCUUCCAUUUCCCAGUCCUCAUUGUCACUUGAAACCUCAGUACCUGGACAAAGACUUAACUGAAGAGCAAAAGAGUAUGUAUAACGAAGUUCUUAUCUAUUGCAAAGAUUUGAAAGGAAUUCCUGUUUCUUCCAAAUCGGAUGAAACGGAAGAAUUGUCAGAUGUUGAAAAAUACUUCCUUACUAGAGAAUGCAUUUUGAGAUUUUUACGUGCUACAAAGUGGAACGCAGCUGCUACCAAAAAACGCAUUCUUGAUACUCUUGUAUGGCGUCGUCAGUUUGGUGUCAACAAUAUGGAUCCUAAUGAGGUACAGGAGGAAAAUGCCACCGGAAAGCAGGUUUUAUUAGGUUAUGAUAAAGAUGGUCGUCCUUGCUUGUAUUUGUACCCUGGUAGACAAAACACCAAGACUUCCCCUCUGCAAAUUCGUCAUUUAGUUUUUUCUCUUGAAUGUGCUAUUGAGUUGAUGCCGCCAGGUGUGGAAACUUUGGCUUUAUUAAUUAAUUUUAAAGCUUCUUCCUCUCGAUCCAAUCCCAGUGUUGGCCAAGGAAAGGAAGUCCUUAAUAUUCUACAGACUCAUUAUUGUGAGCGUCUUGGUAAGGCGUUGGUUAUCAAUAUUCCCUGGGCUGUCUGGGGCUUUUUCAAAUUAAUAUCGCCAUUUAUAGACCCGAUUACACGAGAGAAGCUCAAAUUCAAUGAACCUUUGGACCGCUAUGUCCCCAUGGAUCAGCUUGACACAAACUUUGGAGGCUCUCUGAAAUUUGAGUACUUCCAUGAAAAGUAUUGGCCUAAAAUUGUAGAAAUAUGUAAAACCCGUCGUCAAACCGGGCUUCAACGAUGGAAAAAUUUGGGUUCAAAAAUUGGAACUAGUGAAUGGGAUAUAAAGGGAGGAAAUGAUUAUAUAAACGACAUGCAAAUUUAUAUUCGUCCCGGACUCAAUAAUCGUUCCGGUUCAACGACAAUGAACGAGGAAAAACAAGAGGAAUCAUCUAUGAAAUCCAAGGAUUCGGAUUCUAAAAAAAAGGAAUCUGGAAACUUAAAUGGAGAGAAGGAUGAUUUUGGAACCUAUGUGAAUAAUGAACGUCGCCAGGAGACGGAAGCUUUGCAUAAUAGAAACAUGUCUAUGACUAGUGAUGCUGGGUCGUUUGUAACUGCAGAUGGUAUGGAUUGA
This is a messenger RNA of Schizosaccharomyces osmophilus, 2277 nucleotides long. Its product is annotated as sec14 cytosolic factor family protein. Gene Ontology annotation, molecular function: phosphatidylinositol transfer activity. Lineage: Eukaryota; Fungi; Ascomycota; Schizosaccharomycetes; Schizosaccharomycetales; Schizosaccharomycetaceae. The record is from RefSeq and is a predicted model, not a curated record. The transcript has a single exon. The coding region runs from base 1 to 2277 and encodes 758 amino acids.